AGGCGGCUGCUGGAUGUUCUGACGAGACCCCCACGGAGACUCCUGUUCCAGUAAGACCGGGUGAUUGGGUAAGGGUCAAAGUUCACAAGAGAAAGUGGCCCGACCCUAGGUGGACAGGACCUUGGGAGGUAACAGAGUGUACCUCACAUGCGAUCCGAGUAAAAGGAAAAACAGGAGCAAUUUGGCACCACCUCACAUUGUGCACCCACUGACCCACCUUCUCGGUCUUUACGAGAAGUAGCCACUGAUUUGGCCGACUCCUCCUCAAAAUUUUAAAGUAAUACGUUGACCGCAAAAGGAGGGUCUAUCUGUAUGUCUUGUCUUGAUUAUUUCCAAAUAUAAGCUUGUAUACUCUACUUUAAACUCAGCUACGCACCUCUGAGUUCCAUAUGAGCAAAGAGAAACACGCGGCAGAGGCCGCCAGUUCAACCGAGGACAUGGUGGCUUCAGAGGACAAGGCAGAGGCGGUCCCCGCAUGGAUGGCUGCUUAUGCGGAUUGACUGGAGGAGGGGGGCUGGGAGAUAGCGGUGAAAACUCUGACUCACUCGACACCUGAGAUGCACGGUAUCGCACCCACACCACACACACAUGAAAGUGACACACUAAAUGUCACUGACACACACACAUUGAUAUUAGAAGCAAUCACAUGCUUAGAAAUGAAAAAUUACUUUUCUGCAUUGUACAUUUAUCCCCAACAAUACCGCCCCUGAUGGCUCGGUGACCAGGGCUCUCUCCGCCUUACGCACCAUGGCACAGAACAUGGCCGCAGACUCUGGAAUUAACAACCCCCUAGAUAAUUGGAUGAGAUGGAGGUUGGGGAGUUCGUGGAUGAUCCCCAAAACCAAACUGGUUUGACUGGCGCUGAACUAUUACAGGAAAGAGAAGCAGAGAAGAGGAAACGGCUGCUUCUCGUCUGUGGAGUCGCCUUGCUGCAGUUUCAACCCAUUUACCAAGCUGCUUCUCAGAUUACAGUUGGUCCCGCCCCCUCAGCACACAGCUUAAGCCAGUGGUGAGGCUGCUUUUCUGCAUGGAGGCGUUGCUUUCAGGCUUAACCGCCUGGUUGCCUAGGGAACCGGGCAGCAGAGACGGACAGGCUGGGGAGAAAGAAAGCGUUUCCAGGUCAGCUCAAACAUGGAGAGAGGAGCAGAGAGACAAAGAGGAGGGGAUACGGAGGUGGCGCAAGAGAAGAGCUCAGUGGAGAAGCAGUGGGGGGACGCAGAGGUGCUGGCUCUCAUGUCAGUGUGGGACGAGGUCGGCGCUCAGCACGUAGCCGAGAGCAGGGCCACGUUUGAGCUGAUCUCAGAGCGCCUGAGGAGGCUCAGUGUUGUGCGAAGCUGGUGGGAGUGUCAGGCCAAGUGCAAGAGCCUGGGACUUCAGGGCAGAAGGCCUGACGUAGCAGCAGCAGCAGCAGCAGCAGCAGGCACUUCAGCAAACUACAGCCCAGGAGUGGACGGGAGGCCAGUGGAGGGCUGGGAGGAAGAAGUGGAGGAUGUGGGUAAUCAAAGAGGAAUCUACUCUUCCUCAGGCACUUUCCCAACACAGGAAGGAAUCAAAAGUCAAAUCCAUCGAGCUCUCCCUUACACUCCGACUGUGGCUGAGGAAGGGGGCCGCCACUGGACCGACGACGAGGUGCGAGCCCUGCUGUGCGUGUGGGCUGACCGGCAUGUCCGAGAGCGCUUGAAAUGCACGCUACGCAACAAGUCCAUCUUCCAAGAGAUGGCCCGUCAAAUGCAGAGAACUUUCGGGGUGGUGCGCAACUGGAAACAAUGUCGGACGAAAUACAAGAACUUGAAGUACGACUACAAGACUGCGAAAAGUGCCCACGCUGCAGGGGGCGGCGCCGCAGGAGGCCCAGGGAAGUACAUGAAGUUCUUCGAUGAGGUGGAGGCCAUUCUGCUGGACCGUGGGCUGGAAAACGGCGGCGUGGAAAUGCAGAGGAGGCUGUAUGAUGGAGAAGUGGCAGAAGGGAGGCUGCAAACACCAGCACAGACGACAACCUCAGAAAGUGAGGUUGUCAUAGAAAUUGAUGAUGAUGACAACAGUGAUGAUUACGAUAUGGAGGUAGACAUGGAAGCUAAAUGGAGCGGAACAGAUCCAUCCAGCUCUGACCAGAUCCACGUAGUCACGGUGUCGGACACAGGUCGAAACUGGAGCGACCAGGAGGUGCGAGCGCUGAUCCAAGUCUGGUCCGACGAGCGCGUGUGCAGGCAGCUGGAGAGCUCGACCAGAAAGAGAGACAUCUUCGUUCAGAUCUCCAACAGGUUAAUUCAGCAAGGCAUCGAGCGGGACUGGAAACAGUGCCACACCAAGUACAAGAACCUCAAGUACCUUUACCGCUCCCUCCAGAGGGGCAAGAGUGACGAAGCUGACCCCAGACGUCUUAUGAGGUUCUACGAUGAGGUGGACGCAAUUAUGAAUCGCACGACUAACGGCUCGCCACACACCACGAGAACUGCAGACCAACAAGAAGUUUCGGGAGAACUCGUGAUGUUGGAGGGUUCUGGGGAGAGAGAUCACGUUGAUGUUUAUUUGAUGAGGGCAAACACAGUCCCGACAGUGGUGGGAGCGCUGGAGGAGAGAACUUGUAGUACUGAGUCUGUCUCGUCUAUAAGCCUCGAUGUUACGCCAAGCAACGAGGAAAGGAGGCCGCAUGCAGCUAAGGAGCGUCGCUUGGAUCAGCAGCACAGAUUAAAGAACUCUGUGGAAAAAAGGGUAGAAAGAGAAGAUCCCUAUUCAGCAAACAGAGGAAUGAAGAGGAAAGCUGUGGAUCAAGUCCCCAAACUCCAGACUCCAAGGAAAAAACUGGACACUGGCUCUAACACAGAGGCCCAGUGCAAAGAAGAGCAGGAUCACAUCCCAAUAAUAAAGAUAAACUCUGUCCGCUCAAUGGCCUCCCCCCAUCCAUCCCCAGAGAGACAGCGCUGCAGGCCGAUCCCGAACUCCGCCAUGGCCUCCACUUCAGAGCUGAAGAUCGGACAGAAGCUGAAUGAGGGUAAAACCAAGCAGAUCUUUGAGCUGCUGGAGCCGCCCGGUCGGGUUCUGGUCCAGUCCAAGGACCAGAUCACCGCGGGGAACGCGGUGAGGAAGGACCAGAUGGAGGGAAAGGCUGCCAUCGCCAACAAAACCACGAGCUGCUUGUUCAAGCUGCUUCAGGAAUCCGGCAUCAAGACGGCCUUCGUGAAGCAGCACUCUGACACAGCGUUCAUCGCUGCCCACUGUGAAAUGAUUCCCAUCGAGUGGGUGUGUCGGAGAGUGGCGACCGGAUCCUUCCUCAAGAGGAAUCCAGGAGUCAAAGAAGGCUACCGCUUCUCUCCGCUGAAGAUGGAAAUGUUCUUUAAGGAUGAUGCCAACAACGACCCUCAGUGGUCAGAGGAGCAGCUGCUGGAGGCCAAGUUCUGUCUGGCUGGGGUCACCAUCGGUCAGUGUGAGGUGGACAUCAUGAACCGCAGCACGGUGGCCAUUUUUGAGAUUCUGGAGAGGGCCUGGGCCACUCAGAACUGCACGCUGGUGGAUAUGAAGAUCGAGUUUGGUGUGAAUGUGAAAACUCAAGAGGUUGUGCUGGCUGAUGUGAUUGACAACGAUUCCUGGAGGCUGUGGCCGGCCGGAGAUCGAAGCCAGCAAAAAGACAAGCAGGUUUAUCGAGACCUUAAAGAAGUGACCCCUGAGGCCAUGCAGAUGGUGAAGAGGAACUUUGAGUGGGUCUCUGAAAGGGUCAAGCUGCUGCUGGAGUCCCAGGCCAGUGGCAGGGUGGUGGUUCUGAUGGGCUCCACCUCGGACUUGGCCCACUGUGAAAAAAUCAAGAAGGCCUGUUCCUCCUAUGGGAUCUCCUGCAUCCUCAGAGUCACCUCGGCACACAAAGGACCAGAUGAGACUCUCCGCAUCAAAGCAGAAUAUGAAGGUGACGGUGUACCUACUGUGUUUGUGGCUGUGGCCGGCAGAAGUAACGGCCUUGGUCCAGUGAUGUCAGGAAACACUGCUUAUCCUGUCAUCAACUGCCCACCUCUCACUCCUGAUUGGGGCGCACAGGAUGUCUGGUCAUCCCUCCGUAUGCCAAGUGGACUCGGCUGCUCCACAAUCCUCUCCCCCGAGAGCGCUGCUCAGUUUGCGGCGCAGAUCUUCGGCCUGACCAAUCACCUGGUGUGGUGCAAACUGAGGGCCUCAAUGCUCAACACCUGGGUGUCUCUCAAGCUGGCCGACCAGAAGCUACAGGCCUGCAGCAUCUGAAGUGGCUAAAACCUCUUUGAGUCCUCUGUGCUACUUUGAGGCUCCUCUGUCCGUUAAUCUGUUUACCAUGACCAACCCACUAACAGUAGAUUGAUUCUACAUGUACUUUCUCACGCGUCAUUCAUUCCAUGGAAAGUAGAAAUUAAUAAAAGCUUCGUAAUUAAA
Hippoglossus stenolepis (Pacific halibut) is the source of this 4389-nucleotide messenger RNA. It is a transcript of the gene paics, whose product is annotated as phosphoribosylaminoimidazole carboxylase, phosphoribosylaminoimidazole succinocarboxamide synthetase. Gene Ontology annotation, biological process: 'de novo' IMP biosynthetic process. Gene Ontology annotation, molecular function: phosphoribosylaminoimidazolesuccinocarboxamide synthase activity. Bases 1132 to 4224 code for a protein of 1030 amino acids. The record is from RefSeq and is a predicted model, not a curated record. Lineage: Eukaryota; Metazoa; Chordata; Actinopteri; Pleuronectiformes; Pleuronectidae. The transcript is spliced from 16 exons.